CCCUGCAGUCACACUUUUCGGUCGGCGUUGUCCGCGUUUUCACAUCGCAUCGCGUCUAAAAAACGGGGUAAUUCGCAUUCGCAACCGCCUGUAGCGACCGAUAGUUAAAGAAUGCACGGCCAGGGUGCUAGCAACAAACUGUGAUUGUUUACCCAGCCUUGUUUUUGGCCAUCCGUGUCGUGCGAUCUCCUCCUUUUCCUCUCCCAGCCGUUUCGUUUCCCUUGUCUUUCGCACGAGGUGAAAAGUGUGACGACGCAGCAGAAAACGCAAAACCAAAGUAGGGGAAAAAACCACUUUCUGUCGCCAGUGGCUCUGCCGGUCUAGUGGCCACCACCACCGCCGACGACCAGGAUGAGCACCACCACGGAUUCGAAGGCGCCACUGCGCCAGGUGAAGCGCGUACAGUUUGGCAUUUUGUCACCUGAUGAAAUUCGUCGAAUGUCCGUCACCGAAGGUGGCGUCCAGUUUGCGGAGACGAUGGAGGGCGGACGUCCGAAGCUGGGCGGAUUGAUGGAUCCGCGCCAGGGCGUAAUAGACAGGACCUCGCGCUGUCAGACGUGCGCCGGCAACAUGACCGAGUGCCCCGGACACUUUGGACACAUCGACCUGGCCAAACCAGUGUUCCACAUCGGCUUCAUCACCAAGACAAUCAAGAUUUUGCGAUGUGUGUGCUUCUACUGCUCCAAAAUGCUGGUCUCGCCGCACAAUCCGAAGAUCAAGGAGAUCGUGAUGAAGUCCAAGGGACAGCCGCGUAAGCGCCUGGCCUACGUCUAUGAUCUUUGCAAGGGUAAGACGAUUUGCGAGGGCGGCGAGGACAUGGAUCUCACCAAGGAGAACCAGCAGCCAGAUCCAAACAAAAAGCCCGGCCACGGCGGUUGCGGUCACUACCAGCCGUCUAUCCGGCGAACAGGACUGGAUCUCACGGCCGAGUGGAAGCAUCAGAACGAGGAUUCGCAGGAGAAGAAGAUUGUGGUCUCGGCGGAGCGUGUUUGGGAAAUUCUCAAGCAUAUCACCGACGAGGAGUGCUUUAUUCUGGGCAUGGACCCCAAAUAUGCGCGUCCCGAUUGGAUGAUCGUGACUGUACUGCCUGUUCCACCGUUGGCCGUGCGACCCGCAGUUGUGAUGUUCGGUGCAGCCAAGAAUCAGGACGAUUUGACGCACAAGCUGUCCGAUAUCAUCAAAGCAAACAAUGAGCUGCGUAAGAACGAGGCCAGUGGAGCGGCGGCGCACGUGAUCCAGGAGAACAUCAAGAUGUUGCAGUUCCACGUCGCGACGCUGGUGGACAACGAUAUGCCCGGCAUGCCCAGGGCUAUGCAAAAGUCGGGAAAACCCCUCAAAGCCAUCAAGGCGCGUCUCAAGGGUAAGGAAGGUAGGAUUCGUGGCAAUUUGAUGGGCAAACGUGUGGACUUCUCCGCUCGUACUGUCAUCACACCCGAUCCAAAUCUGCGUAUCGAUCAGGUCGGUGUACCGCGUUCCAUUGCCCAGAAUCUGACCUUCCCCGAGCUGGUCACUCCCUUCAACAUCGAUCGCAUGCAGGAGCUUGUGCGCCGAGGUAACUCACAGUACCCGGGUGCCAAGUACAUUGUGCGCGACAAUGGCGAGCGUAUUGAUCUUCGCUUUCAUCCGAAAUCCUCUGACCUACAUCUGCAGUGCGGCUACAAGGUGGAGCGGCAUUUGCGCGACGACGAUCUGGUGAUCUUCAACCGACAGCCCACGCUGCACAAAAUGAGUAUGAUGGGUCACAGGGUGAAAGUGCUGCCCUGGUCGACGUUCCGCAUGAACCUCUCGUGUACAUCGCCCUACAAUGCCGAUUUCGACGGCGAUGAGAUGAAUUUGCACGUUCCGCAGUCCAUGGAGACGCGUGCCGAGGUGGAGAACAUUCAUAUCACACCCAGACAGAUCAUCACUCCGCAGGCGAACAAACCCGUCAUGGGUAUCGUGCAGGACACUCUGACUGCGGUGCGAAAGAUGACCAAGCGCGAUGUAUUCAUCACGCGCGAGCAGGUGAUGAAUCUGCUCAUGUUCCUGCCCACGUGGGACGGUAAAAUGCCACAACCAUGCAUCCUGAAACCGCGUCCCCUGUGGACGGGCAAACAGAUCUUCUCCCUGAUCAUCCCCGGCAACGUGAACAUGAUACGCACGCAUUCCACGCAUCCGGACGAGGAGGACGAUGGACCGUACAAGUGGAUCUCGCCCGGUGACACCAAGGUAAUGGUGGAGCACGGCGAACUUAUCAUGGGCAUUCUCUGCAAGAAGACCCUGGGUACUUCAGCCGGAUCGCUGCUACAUAUUUGUUUCCUUGAACUUGGUCACGACAUCGCUGGCCGGUUUUAUGGCAACAUUCAAACCGUGAUCAACAAUUGGCUGCUACUCGAGGGCCAUAGUAUUGGUAUUGGUGACACCAUUGCCGAUCCGCAGACCUAUAACGAGAUCCAGCAGGCCAUCAAGAAGGCCAAGGACGACGUGAUAAACGUUAUCCAGAAGGCCCACAACAUGGAGCUGGAGCCCACGCCGGGUAAUACUCUGCGUCAGACAUUCGAGAACAAGGUGAACCGUAUCCUAAACGAUGCUCGUGACAAGACUGGUGGUUCAGCCAAGAAAUCUCUCACUGAGUACAACAAUCUAAAAGCUAUGGUGGUGUCUGGUUCCAAGGGUUCCAACAUUAAUAUCUCACAGGUUAUUGCUUGUGUGGGUCAGCAGAACGUGGAGGGUAAGCGAAUCCCCUACGGUUUCCGCAAGCGCACUCUUCCCCACUUUAUCAAAGACGAUUACGGUCCUGAGUCCCGUGGUUUCGUGGAGAAUUCGUAUCUUGCUGGCCUGACUCCCUCUGAGUUUUAUUUCCACGCCAUGGGUGGUCGUGAGGGUCUUAUCGAUACUGCUGUAAAGACAGCUGAAACCGGUUACAUCCAGCGUCGUCUUAUAAAGGCUAUGGAGUCGGUGAUGGUAAACUACGACGGUACAGUGCGUAACUCCGUGGGUCAACUGAUUCAGCUGCGUUACGGCGAGGACGGUCUGUGUGGCGAGCUGGUGGAGUUCCAGAAUAUGCCCACGGUGAAACUGUCGAACAAGGCGUUUGAAAAGCGCUUCAAAUUUGACUGGAGCAACGAGCGAUACAUGAGGAAGGUAUUUACGGACGAUGUGAUUAAGGAGAUGACCGACAGCAGCGAAGCCAUUCAAGAACUGGAGGCAGAGUGGGAUCAUUUGGUUGGCGAUCGCGACAGUUUGAGACAAAUCUUUCCCAACGGCGAUUCCAAGGUGGUACUGCCGUGCAACCUGCAGCGUAUGAUCUGGAAUGUACAGAAGAUCUUCCACAUCAACAAGCGCCUGCCCACGGAUCUGUCGCCUAUGCGUGUGAUCAAGGGCGUCAAGGGAUUACUAGAAAGGUGUGUCAUUGUCACGGGAAAUGAUCGUAUUUCCAAGCAAGCCAACGAGAACGCCACGUUGCUAUUCCAGUGCCUAAUCCGCUCGACACUGUGUACGAAAUACGUGUCAGAAGAGUUCCGUCUGUCCACAGAGGCAUUUGAGUGGUUGAUCGGAGAAAUCGAGACGCGUUUCCAGCAGGCGCAGGCCAAUCCCGGCGAGAUGGUGGGCGCCCUGGCUGCCCAGAGUUUGGGUGAGCCCGCUACUCAGAUGACACUGAACACCUUCCAUUUCGCUGGUGUGUCUUCAAAGAACGUAACACUGGGUGUGCCGCGUCUCAAGGAGAUCAUCAACAUAUCCAAGAAACCCAAAGCUCCGUCGCUAACCGUUUUCCUUACUGGCGGUGCUGCCCGCGAUGCUGAGAAGGCCAAGAACGUACUGUGCCGCCUGGAGCAUACCACGCUGCGCAAGGUAACGGCCAACACGGCUAUUUACUACGAUCCGGAUCCGCAGAGAACGGUGAUAUCCGAGGAUCAAGAGUUCGUAAAUGUCUACUACGAAAUGCCGGACUUUGAUCCCACACGCAUUUCACCCUGGUUGCUACGUAUUGAGUUGGACCGCAAGCGGAUGACGGACAAGAAGCUGACCAUGGAGCAGAUUGCGGAGAAGAUCAACGUGGGCUUCGGGGAGGAUCUUAAUUGCAUCUUCAAUGACGACAACGCUGAUAAGCUGGUGCUGCGCAUUAGGAUCAUGAACAACGAGGAGAACAAGUUCCAGGACGAAGACGAGGCCGUCGACAAGAUGGAGGACGACAUGUUCCUGCGCUGCAUUGAGGCCAACAUGCUGUCGGACAUGACACUGCAGGGCAUCGAAGCCAUCGGCAAGGUGUACAUGCAUCUGCCACAGACCGACAGCAAGAAGCGUAUCGUGAUCACUGAGACCGGAGAGUUCAAGGCCAUUGGAGAGUGGCUGCUCGAGACGGAUGGCACAUCGAUGAUGAAAGUGCUGUCUGAGCGUGACGUGGACCCAAUCCGAACAUCCUCCAACGAUAUCUGCGAGAUCUUCCAGGUGCUGGGCAUCGAGGCGGUGCGAAAGUCUGUCGAAAAGGAGAUGAACGCCGUGCUGCAGUUCUACGGCCUGUACGUGAACUAUCGUCACUUGGCCCUGUUGUGCGAUGUAAUGACCGCCAAGGGUCAUCUAAUGGCCAUCACCCGUCACGGCAUCAACAGGCAAGACACUGGUGCCCUUAUGCGUUGCUCCUUCGAGGAGACAGUGGACGUGCUGAUGGAUGCCGCCGCUCACGCAGAAACGGAUCCCAUGAGGGGUGUAUCUGAGAACAUUAUCAUGGGACAGCUGCCCAAAAUGGGUACCGGCUGCUUUGACCUUCUGCUCGAUGCAGAGAAGUGUCGCUUUGGCAUCGAGAUUCCCAACACGUUGGGCAGCAGCAUGCUGGGCGGCGCCGCUAUGUUCAUUGGCGGUGGAUCUACACCGAGCAUGACGCCACCAAUGACGCCGUGGGUUAACUGCAACACGCCGCGAUACUUCUCUCCACCCGGCCACGUGAGUGCCAUGACUCCUGGCGGUCCCAGUUUCUCGCCCUCGGCUGCGUCGGAUGCGUCCGGAAUGUCGCCUAGCUGGUCGCCCGCACAUCCGGGUUCAUCACCCAGUUCACCGGGCCCUUCGAUGUCGCCGUACUUCCCAGCCUCGCCGAGUGUUUCUCCCUCUUAUUCACCAACAAGUCCGAACUACACGGCAUCUUCUCCCGGCGGAGCCUCGCCCAAUUACUCGCCCUCAAGUCCGAACUAUUCGCCGACAUCGCCGCUUUAUGCGUCUGCAAGUCCGCGUUACGCCUCGACAACGCCAAAUUUCAAUCCCCAGUCGACGGGCUACUCGCCAUCUUCAUCGGGAUAUUCGCCAACAUCCCCGGUAUACUCGCCAACGCCGCCCUUCCAGUCGAGUCCGUCGUUUGCGGGCAGUGGUAGCAACAUUUACUCGCCGGGCAAUGCGUACUCGCCCAGCUCGUCCAACUACUCACCAAAUUCACCAUCCUACUCGCCGACAUCACCAUCGUACUCGCCGUCGAGUCCUUCGUACUCGCCAACGUCGCCUUGCUAUUCGCCCACAUCGCCUUCGUACUCGCCAACGAGUCCGAACUACACGCCCGUGACACCUUCAUACUCGCCGACAAGUCCGAACUACUCAGCGUCGCCGCACUAUUCUCCAGCCUCGCCAGCUUACUCGCAGACGGGUGUGAAGUACUCGCCGACAUCGCCGACGUACUCGCCGCCAUCACCGUCGUACGAUGGGUCUCCAGGAUCGCCACAAUAUACGCCAGGAUCGCCGCAGUACUCGCCUGCUUCGCCUAAGUACUCGCCGACCUCACCGCUGUACUCACCCAGCUCGCCACAGCACUCACCCUCCAACCAGUACAGCCCAACAGGAUCGACAUAUUCGGCGACGAGCCCACGAUACUCGCCGAACAUGUCCAUCUACUCGCCGAGCAGCACCAAGUACUCGCCCACCUCUCCAACGUACACGCCCACGGCCCGUAACUACUCUCCCACGUCGCCGAUGUACUCGCCAACGGCGCCAUCACACUAUAGUCCCACGAGUCCGGCCUACUCGCCCAGCAGUCCAACGUUCGAGGAGAGCGACGACUGAGGAAGGGAGGACGGGGGUAGCUCCCCCAGCACGGCCCGAUCCCCGGGACGGUCGAGCCGUAGUUAAGCACCGACUACGAUCAGGCGGUCGAUCGUAGCGGAGAGGGUGAAUUUAACAAUAUCAAGUCUGCAUACAGCUGAUAGGUCUCUCAUAGAUAAUUCAUUACUGUUGGCAUAAGCAGUUUCAAGAAAUUUGUAUAAAUAGGCAAACAGUUUUGAAUUUGGUUUCUGGUUAAGCGUUUAACAGAGAAGUGAAUUCGAAGCCCUUUCUACUUGCACAAAUUGACUCAAGCUACAAUGCUUACACGGUAAUUGAUGAUUCCCUCACCAAAAGGAUGCGAAUGUAAUUCUUGGCACUACCUAUUGUAUGCAAUUGUUUAUUAACUGAAAGUUUCUUGUUACCAUUCUGCAGAGUACUUUCACUUUUUUUUUUACAUCCCUAUUCUUAUGUGGCCUAAAGUUAGAAGCAAGACCCUAGUUAUUAAGGACAACCAGUCGGUAUAACUCAAGUGCGGGAUUUAAAAAAGUCAAGACCAAACACUAUAUCUAGCGUUUUCCAUAUACCAUAAUUCCUAAAUCCUAAUUAACCCGAUCAGUUGUUUUCGUCAGCAAUAUGUUAUCGCUCGCACCCAAAAGUUAUGCCUGCUGCCCAGAAAGUUGCGUAACUACGCAUAAAAGCAUAAGACCGAAGGCAUGCAUACACUACCUAUAUAUUCAUAUAUAUUUUUAUGACCGAAACCUUUUUGUAAAUUAUGACACAAAAAACAAAGUAGAAAAAUAUAAAAAAAAUAAACCCAAAAAAAAAUACUCAACAACA
Messenger RNA from Drosophila santomea, 6837 nucleotides. RefSeq names its product DNA-directed RNA polymerase II subunit RPB1 (gene RpII215). Gene Ontology annotation, molecular function: DNA binding. Gene Ontology annotation, biological process: transcription by RNA polymerase II. The record is from RefSeq and is a predicted model, not a curated record. The coding region runs from base 352 to 6021 and encodes 1889 amino acids. The transcript is spliced from 4 exons. NCBI's taxonomy places the organism in Eukaryota, Metazoa, Arthropoda, Insecta, Diptera, Drosophilidae. Gene Ontology annotation, cellular component: RNA polymerase II, core complex.